Molecule: messenger RNA, 5885 nt
Organism: Psammomys obesus (fat sand rat)
Lineage: Eukaryota; Metazoa; Chordata; Mammalia; Rodentia; Muridae
Gene: Atp10d
Product: ATPase phospholipid transporting 10D (putative)
Exons: 24
Coding region: 288-4568 (1426 amino acids)
Biological process (GO): phospholipid translocation
Cellular component (GO): plasma membrane
Molecular function (GO): ATP hydrolysis activity; ATPase-coupled intramembrane lipid carrier activity; ATP binding
Source: RefSeq, a predicted model, not a curated record
UCCGCCCGGUUCAGGCGCCCGCGCUUGCACGCGGAGCUGGGGGAGCGGAGAAGUAGGUUUUGUUCUGCUUCUCAAAGACAGAUGACUGGACUGGAAGCAUAACUCACCACCCCGCCCUUUGGAUCUCUGCUCGGUUCUCUUCUGACACCUCGGGAUUCGUGGUGACCAUGCUGUGAUGAGCGCCCGGGAGGGACAGAUGCAUUUGAUGCUGUUUGAACACAGCUGAUGACAGUGUCAGCAUUGAUUCAAGGUCACCUGCGCCACCCGGGCCUCCCUGCAUCUUGGACAUGACUGAGCUUCUUCAGUGGGCCAGGCAUCACUGGCAUCGGCUGAUGAAUGGGAGAACCCAGGAUGAAGAUGAGCGGCCAUACAACUAUUCUUCACUGCUUGCCUGUGGGGGCAAGUCCUCCCAGACGCCCAAACCGGCAGGCAAGCACCGCGUUGUUAUUCCUCACCUUCAGUGCUUCAAAGACGAGUACGAGAGGUUUUCUGGAACCUACGUGAAUAACCGAAUACGGACAACCAAGUACACACUACUGAAUUUUGUGCCAAGAAACUUAUUUGAACAGUUUCACAGGGCUGCCAAUUUAUAUUUCCUGUUCCUUGUGGUCCUGAACUGGGUGCCUUUGGUAGAAGCCUUCCAAAAGGAAAUCACUAUGCUGCCUCUGGUGGUGGUCCUCACCAUUAUUGCAAUUAAAGAUGGCUUGGAAGACUACCGGAAAUACAAAAUUGACAAGCAGAUCAACAAUCUAAUAACCAAAGUUUACAGUAGGAAAGAAAAAAAAUACGUUGACUGUUGCUGGAAAAACGUCAGUGUGGGAGACUUCAUUCGCCUCUCCUGCAACGAGAUCAUUCCUGCAGACAUGGUUUUGCUCUUUUCCACGGACCCGGAUGGAAUCUGCCACAUUGAGACUUCUGGCCUCGACGGAGAGAGCAAUCUAAAGCAGAGGCAGGUGGUGCGCGGAUACGCAGAACAGGACUCUGAAGUUGAUCCUGAGAAGUUUUCCAGCAGGAUAGAAUGUGAAAGUCCAAACAAUGACCUCAGCAGAUUCCGAGGCUUCCUGGAACAUUCCAACAGAGAACGUGUGGGCCUCAGCAAGGACAAUUUAUUGCUCAGAGGGUGCACCAUUAGGAACACAGAGGCUGUUGUGGGCAUUGUGGUUUAUGCAGGUCAUGAAACCAAAGCGAUGCUGAACAACAGUGGACCACGGUAUAAGCGCAGUAAACUCGAGAGAAGGGCAAAUACAGAUGUCCUCUGGUGUGUCCUGCUUCUGGUCGUAAUGUGUUUAACUGGUGCACUGGGUCACGGAAUAUGGCUGAGCAGGUAUGAAAACAUGCUCUUUUUUAACAUCCCUGAGCCAGAUGGACGUGUCACAUCACCUGUGUUGACAGGGUUCUAUGUGUUCUGGACUAUGGUCAUCUUGUUGCAGGUCUUGAUUCCCAUUUCUCUCUAUGUGUCCAUCGAAAUUGUGAAGCUUGGACAGAUCUAUUUUAUUCAGAGUGAUGUAGAUUUCUACAAUGAGAAGAUGGAUUCUACCAUUCAGUGCCGUGCUCUGAACAUCACUGAGGAUCUUGGCCAGAUUCAAUACCUCUUCUCUGAUAAGACAGGGACCCUCACUGAAAAUAAGAUGGUGUUUCGAAGGUGUAGUGUGGCAGGAUUUGACUACUGCCAUGAAGAAAACGCCAAGCGGCUUGAGUCCUAUCAGGAAGCUGUCUGUGAAGAGGAGGAAUGCACAGAUGCUCUGAGCGGCUCCCUCAGCAACAUGGCAAAACCCAGAGCCCACGGCUGCAGGACAGUUCACAGUGGGCCUUCGGGAAAGCCCUCAGCUCAUCUCUCUGGGAGCAAACCUGCCGUAGGAAAUGAAGAAGGACCCGGCGAAGUGCCUCAUUCCAGACAGGCUGCAUUCAGUAGCCCCAUGGAGACGGAUGUGGUACCAGAUACCAGACUCCUGGACAAAUUUAGCCAGAUCAGCUGUCAGCUCUUCACGCCACUGGAUGGCACUGCGCAGAGCCCCCCGCUGGAGACUUUGUACAUCAUCGACUUCUUCAUCGCACUGGCAAUUUGCAACACGGUGGUGGUUUCGGCUCCAAACCAGCCUCGGCAAAAGAUUGGGCUCUCCUCACUGAGUGGAAUGCCCAUCAAGUCCUUGGAAGAGAUUAAAAACAUCUUCCAGAAAUUGUCUGUCCGGAGAUCAAGUUCACCGUCCCUUGCCAGUGGGAAGGAGCCAACUUCCGGGGCUCCCUGUGCCUUUGUGAGCAGAAUCUCUUUCUUCAGUCGAACAAAACUGUCCCCUCCUAUAGAAGACGCAUCUUCCCAGAUGGGUGAAAGCCCUCAGGCCAGUAACUCAGCUUGCUGUACAGAAACUGAAGCACAGAACAGUGAUAUAGGACUCACCACCGCCUCAGCCUCAGCCUCAGCCUCAGCCCUAAAUGGACCCCUGCCCUUGGCUUCCAACCUGUGUUAUGAAGCCGAGAGUCCAGAUGAAGCAGCCUUGGUGUAUGCUGCCAGGGCUUACCACUGCACUUUACAGUCUCGGACCCCAGAGCAGGUCAUGGUGGACUUUGCUGCUUUGGGCUCAUUAACAUUUCAACUCUUACACAUCCUGCCCUUUGACUCGGUAAGGAAAAGAAUGUCGGUCGUGGUCCGGCAUCCUCUUUCCAAACAAGUCGUGGUGUAUACAAAAGGCGCUGACUCUGUAAUCAUGGAGCUGCUGUCAGUGGCUUCCCCAGAUGGAACAAAUCUGGAAAAACAACAGCUGAAAAUAAGGGAGAAAACGCAGAGCCACCUGGAUGAUUAUGCCAAGCAGGGGCUGCGGACGUUAUGUAUAGCGAAGAAGGUCAUGAGUGACACUGAGUAUGCAGAGUGGCUGAGGGAUCACUUUCUAGCUGAAACCAGCAUUGACAACAGGGAAGAAUUGCUGGUUGAAUCUGCCAUGAGACUAGAGAACAAGCUUACAUUACUUGGUGCUACUGGCAUUGAAGACCGUCUGCAGGAGGGGGUCCCCGAGUCUAUAGAGGCUCUUCACAAAGCUGGCAUCAAGAUCUGGAUGCUGACGGGGGACAAGCAGGAGACAGCUGUCAACAUAGCUUAUGCAUGCAAACUCCUGGAGCCGGAUGACAAGCUCUUCACCCUCAACACUCAGAGUAAAGAUGCCUGUGGGAUGCUGAUGAGUGCAAUUCUGAAAGAACUUCAGAAGAGAACUCAAGCCUCUCCAGAGCCGGCAUCACCAAGAAAGGCCCUUCCUCAGCCUCCAGACCCCUGGCGCUCAGGACGAGCAGGACUUGUUAUCACCGGGAAGACCCUGGAGUUUGUCCUGCAGGAGAGUCUGCAGAAGCAAUUCCUUGAGCUGACGGCAUGGUGCCAAGCGGUGGUCUGCUGCCGAGCCACCCCGCUUCAGAAAAGUGAGGUGGUGAAGUUGGUUCGGAACCAUCUCCAUGUGAUGACCCUGGCCAUUGGUGAUGGCGCCAAUGAUGUUAGCAUGAUCCAAGUGGCCGACAUUGGGAUCGGUGUCUCAGGUCAAGAAGGCAUGCAGGCAGUGAUGGCCAGUGACUUCGCCAUUUCCCAGUUCAGACAUCUCGGCAAGCUCCUCCUCGUGCAUGGGCACUGGUGUUACACGCGGCUCUCCAACAUGAUUCUCUACUUUUUCUACAAGAAUGUGGCCUAUGUGAAUCUCCUUUUCUGGUACCAGUUCUUUUGUGGGUUUUCAGGAACAUCCAUGACCGACUAUUGGGUUCUGAUCUUCUUCAACCUCCUCUUCACAUCUGUUCCCCCCAUCAUUUAUGGUGUUUUGGAGAAAGAUGUGUCAGCGGAGACCCUCCUGCAGCUGCCUGAACUUUACCAGAGUGGCCAGCAAUCAGAGGCGUACUUGCCUCUCACCUUCUGGAUCACCUUGUUGGAUGCCUUCUAUCAAAGCCUGGUGUGCUUCUUUGUGCCUUAUUUUACCUACCAGGGCUCUGACAUUGACAUCUUCACAUUCGGGAAUCCGCUGAACACAGCAGCCCUGUUCAUCAUUCUCCUCCAUCUGGUGAUCGAAAGCAAGAGUCUGACUUGGAUCCACAUGCUGGUCAUUGUUGGGAGCAUCGUGUCUUACUUUUUCUUUGCCUUGGCUUUUGGGGCCUUGUGCAUAACUUGCAACCCACCAUCCAACCCAUACUGGAUUAUGCAGGGGCACAUGCUGGACCCGGUGUUCUACCUAGUUUGUGUCCUUACAACCUGCGUAGCUCUUCUGCCCAGGUUUGUAUACCGAGUUCUUCAGGGAUCCAUGUUUCCAUCUCCAAUUCUGAGAGCCAAGUACUUCGACAGACUUGCCCCAGAGGAGAGAGCAGAAGCUCUCAAGAAGUGGAGAGGGACUGCAAAGGUCAACCGGGAGACAUCAGCGCAUGCCAGCCAAUCAGCUGCUGCUUCAGAAAGACCCAUGACUGGCUCUUCUGCUGUCCUGGCAAUGAAGUCAGCAACAUCAUGUGCUGUUGAGCAAGAAAACUUACCUAUGUGUGAGACUGUGCUAGACCUUGGCUGCUCUGAACCUGAGGCCUCAAAGAUGCCUGGACCCUCAGGACACCCUGCUUAGGGUUGCAGGUCAUCUUUUAAGUUUGGAAGGAUGCAGAAGUCGUGCCCCUCAAAAAUGAGGAUGACUUGUGUUUUUAUACAAGGGAUGUCAGCAUUUUGCUUGGCGUGGAAAAACCGACGCCGUGUCUGCAAUUGUAUACCUGCGUGUACAUUGGUAAACAGGGGAUAGCGUUUGACCUGAGCAGAGUUCAGGGAAUUGGAAUAUUUGAUUCAGGACCAUAUGUUGUUUUUAUGACACAUUUUAGAUUCCUGCAAAGGAAUUCUAAUCGUCUUUUAAGUGCAAACAUUAUCGAAGAAAUUUGUUUGAAAUAUAUUUAUUUUAUAGGUAAGUCUCAUGCAUUUGGAAAUGCUUUAAGCGAGAUCCAACCUGAAUUCUCUUUAAGAAAGAAAAAAGUACUUUUAAAACGUGUUUAUUAGGAAAACUCAUUAAUUUGAAGACAAAUUCCCUAGAGCCUUUGGUUUCUCCUGAGACAAGGCCUUUGGUCUCGAUAUGAGGGUGUUUAGCAACCCUCGCUGUCAUUUCAGCGCUGUGCUUCCUUUAUAGGGAAGGAGGAAGUGGGGGACUGUUGGGUUCAGCAGCAGCCAGGCUGCCUUCUGCUCUGUUUACUGUUAUCAGUAGAUGCAUGUGCUCCCGCCGUGCAGAGGUGGUCAACCAGGAAACAUGCACGUAGGUCAUGCAACACAAUCAGCGGAGCCUACAGACUGUGGGCAACUUCCGAGUUCUGAAACCGAGGACGCCCCCAUCGACAUGAGACAAUCACCUUCAAUGCAGUCUGCCGGGGACCACGUGAGAGUCCGUAGUUGCGGCACUGCAAAAUCCGUCUGUGUUGUACCCUCUACAGAGUGAGAUACGGGUUGGGACUGAUAACGGGCUAUUCUCAGUGGGGAUCCCUGAGGCUCUUCGAAAGAGUGACACGUUUAAAGGUACAAAUGUCUGUAGCAAGUUUUCUGCCGUGACAAAUCAUGGAUUUGCUUAGUGCCUAGGAGCUGUUUUAUACCAGGUGAGUCCAUUUGCUACUGUGAAGUCACGUUCUCCUGUCUUUCAAAACGUCCACGUUCAUCUGACAGUGGUCCCACCAGUCAUCUAGAGUGCCCUUUGUGAAUCUCUGUGCUAAAGGUCGGUGUCUACAUCAGUCUUAUAAACUGUUGCUCUCAGGGCCUGUUACCUGCUGUGUACCCUCCUAGUCACUUUCUGUACCUUCCCGGUAUCAUUGUUAAAUGGUCUUCUCAUAUAGACUGAUUCCUGGAACUGUCAAAAUACCAUGUGCCUCAAGGAAGCUGCCUUCUACUUCCCUGAGAUGUUUUUUUUAAAAUAAAU